Messenger RNA from Trichogramma pretiosum, 930 nucleotides. RefSeq lists its product as uncharacterized. The transcript is spliced from 4 exons. Gene Ontology annotation, molecular function: acyltransferase activity, transferring groups other than amino-acyl groups. The record is from RefSeq and is a predicted model, not a curated record. The annotation marks the transcript as partial. Lineage: Eukaryota; Metazoa; Arthropoda; Insecta; Hymenoptera; Trichogrammatidae.
AGAAUACUUGUUUUAGAUAUUUUACAACCGUCACCAGUCGAACAAUGGAUUUUAUUGAAAGAUACUCUAAAAAGAGAUUGGCCAAAUUAUGCGUAUUAUUAUUAUUGGAUCGAUAAUGCCAUUAGAUGGAAGGAAAAAACCCCAGAAAUCAAUAUUGCAAUAUACUGCCCGGAGAAAAAGUAUGAUACCGGAGUGUUUGUUGGUAUAUCAGCUUACGCAAUAUAUUAUGUGCUUGCAUUCGCAUUUCCUGAAAAUAAAAAAUUAUUAUUCGACUGCCUUAUAAAUACAGAAUUCAUCGACUGGAAGCGAGAAGUCUUUUUCCAGGCAGUUCAAGACAAUUUUUUGAGCACCGUUGAUGAUGUAUCCAAUUAUCUCAGAACAGCAAUAAAUUUGGAAAUUUUUGCACACGGAUACUGCAAAUAUUAUUAUAAAUCAAAAGAAGAUUGUCUUUCGGUGGAUGUAAGCAUUCCUCCCGGGUUUGAACUGAGAAUUUUAAAAGAAGAAAAUGUACACUUGAUUCAUGAACUAUGGCCUCGGGAAGAAGUAAAAAAGAAUCCUGAAAAAUCUGCAAUGUUCAUUUCCAAAAUGAUUCAUCUUAAUAAAGGAAUUGGUUUAUUCCGCAAAGAAGAUAAUCGAUUAGUAUCUUGGGCUCUGCAAACUGAGUAUGGAGGUUUAGGCAAUGUACAAACACUGAAUGAAUUUAGCAGACGAGGAUUUGCUAAAAUUGUUACUAAUGCUCUAGCCAAGUUGAUAGCACAGCAGGACAUAGAUAUUGUAUUGUUUACAUCUAAAACCAACAUUCGGUCUCAAAACUGUUUCACCUCUUUAGGUUGGAGCCACAUUAAUGAUGUCAGAUUUACUAUUUUCAAACCUUUAGCCAAUUAAAUUGUGUUAUUGAUUUUUGUAUCGUUUCACGGCAAAAUUAUGUUA